Messenger RNA from Pisolithus orientalis, 832 nucleotides. RefSeq lists its product as uncharacterized. The coding region runs from base 136 to 699 and encodes 187 amino acids. The transcript has 8 exons. NCBI's taxonomy places the organism in Eukaryota, Fungi, Basidiomycota, Agaricomycetes, Boletales, Pisolithaceae. The record is from RefSeq and is a predicted model, not a curated record.
CAUUCAAAGGUAGGCGCACAUGCAAGGCAGUGCCAGAUCCACGCCUCGAAAUGGCGUUACUUUUUUUGCGGAAGAAAUGCCAAGUUCUCGGUUCUCAGUUUCGUGAGAGGCAGAACGCCUGUCGAGAAGCGAAACAUGGAUCGCGAGGUACAGUCCAUAUCCCAAACCCUGAGUGUUGGGUUACUCGAUUUCAUCAGUACUACUUUCAUCGACUCACGCUCUCUUAGUCCGAUGAAGCCCAAGUAUGACAAGUAUGCAGACGCUUGUUCUAUGGUGCAAGAGAUAAAGGCGCUCCGAGAGAAACUUGAUGCAACAGACGACGAGGAUGAAAUGCGGGCACUGGAGGAAGACAUCACAGGAAAGAUUUUGUGGCUCUGUUGGUGUGGAAUCUGCCAAGAAGUGGAACAGCUACUGCCACAGGUCGUGGACUACCUUGGGAACGAAGGGAACAUGACAGGUUUGGGUCAGAUUGGACGAAUUAUUGAAGGGACGCAUACAGACCCAAAUGACGAUCAAGCUCACUUGCGGCGAAUCAUGGCUGAUGCAGGAGCGGGGACGUCGAAACAUCAGUUGUUACUUACUGCUUGGGCUGCGCAGCACACGCUUGGUACAGCGGUCUCAGGAGACAAACCCGUACUCGGUACCCAAGAGGCCGUCCCAAGCACGAGUUAUCCAGGACCCUCCGCAUUAGCAGUUUAAUACACUACACUUGACCGGUGUGUAUUCAGUUUUUUCUCCAGCCUAAUUACCGUAGAUAACAUCGUACUCCAUGUAACAACUUUCACGAAAUUUGGGAUGACUGCACAACAACAAAUUUUUUUGUAUACGGCCU